Molecule: messenger RNA, 2043 nt
Organism: Aureobasidium namibiae CBS 147.97
Lineage: Eukaryota; Fungi; Ascomycota; Dothideomycetes; Dothideales; Saccotheciaceae
Product: Six-hairpin glycosidase
Exons: 1
Coding region: 1-2043 (680 amino acids)
Biological process (GO): carbohydrate metabolic process
Source: RefSeq, a predicted model, not a curated record
AUGCAUUUCUCUCACAUAUUCACCAUCAUUAGCUUGGGACUGGCUGUUCACGCUCAGACGUGUUGGGAGAACCUGAUCUGCACUGGUCCACUCGACACCGCAUUCCCAGGUCAAUGGGAAGCCAACAUCUUUGCUCCCGAUUGUCGCACUGUCUUUCCAGUUUCAAUCUUGUCUCUAGCUAAUGCUUCCGUCAUCUCGAAAUGGCCUGGCUCUGCUCAAAUCUCUGGCAACGGCUCAGCACUCGUCUUCGACUUUGGAAAAGAAGUAGGAGGUCUGGCCACAGUAUCCUACGCAGCACAAGGUUCCGGAGCUCUAGGUCUAGCCUUUAGCGAAGCGAAGAACUGGAUCGGCUUGUGGUCUGACUCAUCCAAUGGAAGGUUCCAAGCUGGCGAUGGAGCCAUCUAUUCGAAUUUCUCUGCUUCUGGCAACUACAGCUAUACAACGGAUAAAGCGCAUCUUCGCGGAGGCUUUCGAUACCUGACUCUGUUUCUGAUCACCAAUGAGACCGCAUCUACCAUUGACAUCAACUAUGUAUCAGUAGAGAUUGGCUUUCAACCCACUUGGAGCAAUUUGCGCGCUUAUUCUGGAUAUUUUGACUGCAGCGAUGAAGAUCUGAACAAGAUCUGGUACAGUGGUGCGUACACUCUACAAACCAAUUCCGUACCUGUGGAUACCGGUCGUAUCUUCGAGGCCAGUGGCUGGAACAACAGUGGCGCUCUUUCAAAUGGCUCCACGGUCAUCGUGGAUGGAGCCAAAAGAGACAGGGCGGUGUGGCCAGGCGACAUGGGUAUUGCGGUCCCAGCGACCUUUGUCAGCAUCGGAGAUCUGGACAGCGUCAAGAAUGCUCUGCAGACCAUGUAUGAUCAUCAGAAUAAGGAUUGGUCGUUCCCGGAGGCUGGACCGCCUUUACUGCAACAAGGCUCAGAUACUUAUCAUAUGUGGACUAUGAUUGGGACAUACAAUUAUUUGUUGUAUACCAACGAUACUGAGUUUCUGGACAAGAACUGGGAUCGCUACACGCACGCCAUGGAGUAUAUCUACGGAAAGGUUCAUCAGCCUUCGGGAUUGCUCAAUGUGACGGGCGUCCGCGAUUGGGCUCGAUGGCAGCAAGGCUUCAAUAACAGUGAAACCAACAUGAUCUUGUAUCAUACACUGAUCACUGGAGCUGAGCUCGCAACCUGGCAGGAAGACACCACAGGCCUCGCCCAAACAUAUACAUCUCGCGCCACCAACCUCAGCACUGCAAUAAACAAAUACUGCUGGGACACCUCCUACGGCGCCUUCAAAGACAACGCCACAGACACAAACCUCCACCCCCAAGACGCCAACAGCAUGGCCAUCUACUUCGGCGUAGUGGCCCCUUCCUCUGCCUCCGCUCAAAGCAUCUCCUCAAGACUCACGCACAAUUGGACGCCCAUUGGUGCCGAAAGCCCCGAAUUGCCAAAUAACAUCUCUCCCUUCAUUUCCUCUUUUGAGAUCAACGCUCAUUUCGUUGCUGGACAAGCGACGCGCGCUUUGGACUUGAUACGCCGUAGUUGGGGCUGGUACCUGCAUCAUCCUAACGGCACGGGAAGCACAGUCAUUGAAGGAUACCUGACCAACGGCAGUUUUGCCUAUCGCAACUCGAGAGGGUAUAGCUAUGAUGAGAGUUAUGUUUCCCACAGCCAUGGGUGGUCUGCGGGACCUACUUCUGCGUUGACGAGUUAUAUCGUGGGUUUGGCUGUUAGUGGAAGAGUGGGCAGUACUUGGACGCUGAAACCACAGUUUGGAGAUUUGGAGUAUGCGCAGGCGGGCUUUGUGACGAGUUUGGGUAAGUUCAGUGCUGGGUGGAAUGUCACUGGUGAUGGGAGGGCAUAUUCUGUUUGGUGGAAGGUGCCGGAGGGGACGGUGGGUAAGGUUACGUUGCCUCCUUUGCCAUCGGGUAAGACUGGUAAAAUUACGAUUGAUGGGAAGAGCUUCAAGAACAAGAGUAUUAGGAAGAAAGAGGGCUUGACUUUUGAAAUCGGUGGAGGGAAUCACAGUAUCAUUGUGGUGAGUAAGUGA